This is a messenger RNA of Aureobasidium subglaciale EXF-2481, 819 nucleotides long. RefSeq lists its product as uncharacterized. The record is from RefSeq and is a predicted model, not a curated record. Gene Ontology annotation, cellular component: preribosome, large subunit precursor. Bases 123 to 560 code for a protein of 145 amino acids. The transcript is spliced from 2 exons. NCBI's taxonomy places the organism in Eukaryota, Fungi, Ascomycota, Dothideomycetes, Dothideales, Saccotheciaceae.
CGUCCUUCUCCGCACUAAGCGACUGCCCGCCGCUGACCCGCUUUCUUGUUCCAUCCCAAGAGAAUUUAUCUCUUUCUUUCACCGCAAUCUUGCACGUUUUCAAUCACCACAACACCGCAAAAAUGGGCAAAGGUCUUCGAUCAAGUACCAACAAGGUCAACAACAGAAAGCUCAAGAAGAAUGUCUUUGGCCCCGUCGAAAAAGCCCGUACCCAGCGUCUUUCGGAAAAGCUCCAAGAAUUAGCCUCUCAGCCAAAGCCUCCCAAGGUCGACAUGGAAGUCGAGGAAUCAAGUGGUGAGCCUUUUCGCCUCUUCAACACAAGACAUACGAGGCUGACAGCGCGACCCACAGACUCGAAGCAAGCCGCGUCGGAGGCAAAGGCUGCCAACGCAAAUGACACCGCAAUGGAAGUCGACUUGACCAACGAACCCAGAUCAAGCUGGAUCAAGGCCGAGAAGAGAGCCAAGGAAGGCAAGCGCGACCGCAUCGCAAAGAAGCAAAAGCGCAAGGUCAUCAACCAGAUGACUUUCAAGAAGAACCCUCGUACCGGAAAGAAGUGAGAGGCACCGUCCAGACUGUAUUCACGCUUCGAGGUACAGAGAAGAGAUCGAGACAGAUGGUCUCAGGGGAGGACAGGAGGGCAGAGGAGGAAAGUAGCAAGCAUCAGGGCGCGCGACCUAACCAUCGCGGCCCCAUGGAGUUCUGGAAAAGGUAGAAGGUCUGUCUUUGGGUUCCAACAAAAAGGAUUACUGGCGUCAAAGAAAUACCAAAGGCUGGCGACACUGUCGGAACAGAAUGGAUGUUUCGAGGGUGUACAUG